GGGCAACUCACAUGACUCUCCUGGUUGCCAUGGAGAGGCAAAGUAACAAGGAAGCAGCACAGGAGUCAGGAGAAGGAGCGGAGCGCACUCCACAACACCCGCAACAUGGCCAUUCCUUUUUCCAACACCAAUUAUCGCAUCCCUCGAGGGUUUGCCACUCUCCUGGAAGGGCUCACCAGAGAGGUCCUAAGGGAGCAGCCGAAGGAUAUCCCGCUAUUUGCUUCCAAAUACUUUUCAGACCUUCUGCAGAACAGGGAAGGGAUGGGCUUCGAUCCGGCCGAAUGGAGUGCGUCUUUGGAGGACAGGUUCUACAAUAAUCACUCUUUCCAGCAUGCAGAAGAGAAUAUAUUCACUCCACGUUCUGAAGGUGUGAGCAGUUUUAGAGAGAGUGCAAAGAUAGUGGACAUCUCUAUGGAAUUUCCACAGCCACUAGAUAUCCCAUUGGAGGAGGAACACAAGGCACAGCCUCAAGAGGUCCCAUCAGAGGAGGAACACAAGGCACAGCCUCAAGAGGUCCCAUCAGAGGAGGAACACAAGGCACAGCCUCAAGAGGUCACAUCAGAGGAGGAACACAGAAUAGAGCAACAAGAUGUCCAAUCAGAGGAGGAAUCCAAGAUGGAGCAACAAGAGGUCCCAUCAGAGGAGGACCACAAGAUAGAGCAACAAGAGGUCCCAUCAGAGGAGGACCACAAUAUAGAGAAACAAGAGGUCCCAUCAGAGGAGGAACACAAGAUAGAGCAACACAAUAUCCCAUCAGAAGAGGAACACAAAUUUCAGGCUCAAGAGGUACCACCAGAGGAGGAACAGCAAGUUCAGGCACAAGAGGUCCCAUCAGAGGAGGAGGAACACAAGAUACAACUACAAGAUGUCUCUUCAUCCACCCAGCGAUCUGAGGAAGUUGUAUACAAGGAGGACGAGGGGCCGGGCCGGGACCAGGCUGCCACUGUGAUCCAAGCCGCCAUCCGGGGACAUCUAGUCAGACAGGAAGUGAAGAAACUCCAAGACGUAGAGACAGGAGACAAGCCAAAUAUUGGACCUUCAUCUUCAGAGGUGAACUCAGCCACUCAGGAUGAAGAGCAGAAGACAGACAGGACUGACUUCGAUUCUGCAGAACACAUGGAACUCCCACUUGUUGGAUCCACAGCAGUGUUACAAGACAUCGCUGAUCCUGGGGUAUCUCAUGAGGACCCAUCUAGUGCAGAAGCAAAUAUAACUGAUGUUUCCAGUGACAGAUCUGUAUUGGAAGCCCUCACUUCAGACACAGCUCUGCAAGAACAUCAACACAGUGUGCAAGAAGAUGGGCUUCAUGUAGACACAACUGAUGAGAAGGACGAGGCUGUGGACAAUAAGGUGAACAAUGCGGGUAUGACAGACGAUGAUGGGGUACAGGCUGCUGAAGACCCCGAAUCUGAGGCUACAGAACCUCCUUCCUCUGGGAAAGAGACAGUUACUGGCAUGGAGAUAGAGCAAGAAAUCAACCAGGAACAAGAUGAAGAACCUGAGACAUUGACUCUGACAUCUGACCAACACUUGGUAGAAGACAUAAAUGAUCAAGUUCACGCAACCACUGAGAACAGAAAGGACGAGGCAGCUGAACAACCCAUUAUAGAGGAUAGAAGUGAGCAGACAGCUAUGGUUACUGGACAGAAUGAUGUAGUGGACAUUGCUGAACAGGUGGCCCAGACCACUGGACACUCUAAGGCAGAAGAGACCAGUGACCAGACAGCAGAGACAACUAAUCAGCCUGCUAUAGAUAACUCCGGUGAACAGAUCACUGUUACGGAGGAAACUGAGGAACAAAAAAAUGAGAAUAAUGGAGACCAACCAACUUCUGGUACUGUCCUAGAUGAAGAAAGAGCAGGAGAGGAGAAUGAAUCUUGCAUGAAGCAUCAGGAGGAAGCUCUGGACAUCGCCCUUGAUGACCCGGGUGCUAAUGCGGCGGCUACAAAAAUCCAAGCUGGGUUCCGCGGACACAUGACCAGGAAGAAGAUGAAGGGCAGCGACAAAGAACUCAAACACAAAGACGACAAAGAGGGCAGCAGCGCAGAGGGGUCCAUAGAGAGCUAAAAGCAGGCAAUGUUGCACUCACGUGACUUGUUCCACCGGCAAGAACCACUAUUGCUGCGAGAAGAAAGCAUCUCCGGCUUACAGAUGUCCUCCAGUACGCCCCCUGCAGGAAUGAUUGCCCCUGUGCAGCCACUGGAAGAUUAUGUGUGCUCCUUUGUUCCCCUGCAUCUCUUCCUGUGGUCACUUUCUUUGCGCCUUGAAUUUUUAUUUAUUUUUUCUGUUUUUCGUUUUUGUUUGCGUUCAGUGAAAGAAUAGUUAGGACGGCUUUUUCUCUGUAAAUCGUGACACAUUUUUUUUCUCCCCGUGCUUGCUGCAUCACUUCUGAUUUGUGACACUUUAAUAAGUCUGUGUUUGCAUGCUUCUUCUGCCAGAAAGCGAGCUUUUAUAAAUUCUCACCAUUAUUGCUGCAAUUAAAAUAUCGGAAAUUGGCUAUACGGAAAUGUCAGAUGGGCACCUUUGGUUCUUCUAAAGAUAUCAUUGGGGCGUGCCAAGGAAAUAUUUGCGUUGUCACCGGCUCACGGCUAAACAUUUCACCCAGGUUCAUCUACACCUGCACUGAGAAAAUACAUUGCUAACCUCGUUUCCUAAAAAUGCUACUUGCCUGGCUGUUACAUUAAUCACAAGUUCUGAUUUCCAUCUCACUGGCUGCAUGAUCGUUUCAUAGUGGAGGUAACUAGGUCAGAUACAGACAUAUAAGGAAGGAGUUGGCAAUGGCAUCCACCAUAAUUCUUUCAGUAUAUUUUUCCUUUAACGUGAACCUGUCAGUAAUUUAAAGUAUAUCCAAAGCCUAGCAAUGAGCUUUUCCUAUUUGCUCUCUUUUGGUCUGAAAGUUUUUCGUUGUAACUAUUUAAUGCCGUUUGGCUUGUGGUCCAAUUGAUCUCAUUGGACGGGUUUGCCAUGUAGU
Messenger RNA from Rana temporaria (common frog), 2971 nucleotides. Its product is annotated as titin-like. Lineage: Eukaryota; Metazoa; Chordata; Amphibia; Anura; Ranidae. The coding region runs from base 106 to 2067 and encodes 653 amino acids. The transcript has 8 exons. The record is from RefSeq and is a predicted model, not a curated record. Gene Ontology annotation, molecular function: calmodulin binding.